AUGGAGCACGCGCAGGUUCUCCUGUUGCUUGUGCUCAUUGCCACAUUUGUGCUUAGCCAAACAACACACAUUAGCAAAAGGCUAGACCUAAUACCACGCGGUAGAAGCUAUGCCACUACCUAUGAACAAUAUGCUGCCUUUCCGAGGCGGCGAAGCUCUGCGACGAACGGUGAAAUGCAGUCUCGAGCUGUGGACACUAGUGCUGAAUUUGAAGUGCUUGAGGGACAGCCACGUGGGAUAACCGUGGGAUUUUUGCCCACUAAACCGACGUUUACGUAUCGCUUUAACGAACCACCACGCGAAUUCACAUUGGACCAAUUUAGUGGCGAAAUUAAGACAAAUAUAGUGCUAGAUCGUGAAGGUAGGAGCGACCACUAUGACUUGGUGGUGCUCUCCUCGCAACCCACCUAUCCCAUAGAGGUGCAUAUCAAAGUGCUCGACAUUAAUGAUAAUUCGCCAGAAUUUCCGGAGCCAAGCAUUGCUGUAUCAUUUUCCGAAAGCGCUGCCCCAGGAACACGACUGCUACUCGAUGCCGCUACAGAUGCUGAUCUUGGGGAAGCGCAAGAAAUUGUAUAUGAGAUUAUUGACGGCAAUUAUGAACACAAGUUUCGUUUGAUUACCACAACGAACCCUAGUGGCGAUACAUCCUAUUUACACUUGGAGACCACAAGCAAUUUAGAUCGCGAAUCUUGUGGGUAUUAUCAACUGAACAUUUCGGCGCGUGAUGGUGGCGUGCCCCCACGCUUCGGGUUUCUGCAAGUAAAUGUAACUAUAUUGGAUCAGAAUGACAAUCCGCCAAUUUUCGAUCAUAGUGAUUACAGUGUAUCUUUGAAUGAAACUGUAAAGCCUGGUACACCUGUUCUUCAAGUGAUGGCAUCAGAUAGUGAUUUAGGCGAUAAUAGUAAACUGACCUACUACUUAGCGGAAAACUCCCAAUUUACCGUUGAUCCAGAAACAGGAGUCAUUUCGACAACGGAAUACCUCAAAUGCCCACAACAAACAAACCCCCUUAGCCAAGACUUUAUUGGCAAGGGCCAAAAAAGCUGCGUAUUUACUGUGUUUGCGCGUGAUCAUGGUUCCCCACGACAAGAUGGUCGGACAUAUGUGACAGUAAAUCUCCUAGAUACAAAUGACCAUGACCCUAUUAUACGCUUCCAAUACUUUCCACCUACAGGCAGUGUAGCCACUGUUGAUGAGAACGCCAUUAAUGGAACUGUAGUUGCUGCCGUAUCCGCCGAUGACUCGGACGAUGGGGUCAACGGCGAAACGACCACUCAAAUAGUUUCUGGUAAUGAGCUUGGUCACUUUCGAUUGGAAAAAACACCUUUGUUCCACAUUGUUCGCGUAAAUGGAGUGCUUGACCGUGAAGAGAUUAGCAAAUACAACUUAACUGUCAUAGUCACUGACAAAGGAACGCCAUCACGUUCGACUACCGCACAUCUGAUCAUACACGUAAACGACCUAAACGAUCAUGAGCCUGUAUUUGAAAAGUCAGAGUAUUCAGCUGUGCUAAGCGAACUGACACCAACAGGCACUUUUGUAGCCUCGAUCACAGCUACAGAUGAAGAUUCGGGUGUUAAUGCUCAGGUUUUCUACGAAAUUAUAUCGGGAAAUGACUUGCAGUGGUUUAACAUUAACGAAGACACCGGUCUUGUUGUAACAUCCGGUCCAUUAGAUCGCGAAGUACAAGGCAGCGUGGAGCUCAGCAUUUCGGCAAGAGAUGGCGGUCCUAAUCCUAAAUAUGCCUAUACGCAGCUGAAGGUUACUAUAUUAGACGAAAAUGACGAAGCUCCGCGCUUUUCCCAGAAUCAGCUAAACAUAAGUCUUAGCGAGGAUGUGGAGCCACUGACGAUUAUUACAAUAUUGACUGCCACUGAUAAUGAUCAGGGCGCAAAUGGAUCGGUAUCUUUUGCAUUAUCCCAAAGCGUUGAACGUAUGUACCCACACCAAUUUGCUAUUGAUGCUAUAACCGGACAAUUAACAACACGCACGUCACUAGACCGCGAAAAAAUACCAUUCUAUGAGAUAUUCGUAAUAGCCCGCGACCAUGGAACACCAGCUCAGCAAUCGGCCACGUCUACCAUACACCUAAGUAUCAUAGAUGUAAACGAUAACAGCCCUGCUUUCUAUCCUAGGCACUACUUUCACAGUCUAAGCGAUACUGCUGAGUUUGACAGGUCUUCAUUUCAAACCGUAUUGCUAAAUGUUACAGCAGUUGAUUCUGACGCUGACGAGGAUAAUUCUCUAAUUAGCUACACUUUGGAAUCAGGCGGUGAGGGCAUAUUUCAAGUUGAUGUUUCUACUGGCACUGUUUACUUUCGCAAUGACUUAAGCCCCAUUUUAAAGCCUUAUUACAAACUGCAAAUAUCGGCUCGUGAUCCUGGCGGGCGACGUAAUGUGCACGAUGCUAUUGUUGAAAUAGUGUUGCAAUCAAAAACAGGUGUACUCGAAUUUGACACUGAUGGCGAUUAUGAAUAUGAAAUUGUUGAAGAUCAUGCUUCCCAUAAAGCACAAUUGGGCCGGGAAGUGGGGCGAGUACAACUGAAGUCGCAACAGCAGCAGCCCUUCGAUUUUAUGCUGGUUGAAUUCGAUAUCAUUCAUGGCGACUCUCAAGAAAUGUUCAGCAUAGACCGUCACAAUGGUCUCAUUACUACCGCAAAGCCUUUAGAUCGAGAAGAACAAGUUCAUUAUCACUUGGUAAUUUUGGCGCGUAAGCGUAGUGACAACAAUGACAACAAUAUGGCUUCCGCGUACGGUAAAUGCAGUGUCCACAUCACAAUUCUUGAUUUGAAUGAUAAUGCACCAAGUUUUGCUCACGAACACGACUUUGACGACGCCACCGCUAUUUGGCUGCCCGAAAAUGCCGCUGUAGGUCAAGAAAUAUACUUGUCCAGAGCACGCGAUCGAGAUGCAGGAAUUAAUAGCCGGAUCAAUUUCAACCUUACUCGUAAUCCUAAUGAACAGUUUCGAAUUAGUACGGCAUCUGGGGUGCUUUAUUUGCAGCAACCAGUGCGCGCAGAGCCUAACACGGUGCUGCAGGUGGAGCUGCAGGCUACUGAUGGUGGCAUGCCCUCACUAUACAGCAAGCUAAGCCUGUUCGUGCACAUUUUUGAUGUUAACGAUCACACACCUGUUUUUGACCAUACUUCAUACGAGACAUCCCUCCUGGAGACAACUAAGGUGAAUACGCGGUUCUUCGCACUGGCCGCCUCUGAUAAUGAUCUGGGUGCAAAUGGACGCAUUUCAUAUGAGAUAACCGAAGGAAACAAAGAGCAUAUGUUUGGAAUUUUUCCUGAUGGAUAUUUAUUUCUGCGGGCACCACUAGAUCGCGAAGAGCGAGAUUAUUACGCGCUUACAAUAAUUUGCCAAGAUGCUGGCACGCCGUCACGUUCUUCUGUGGUUCCAGUUACUAUCCAUAUCCUUGAUUCGAACGAUAAUGCGCCUCGUUUCACAAACAGGACAUUUGUAUAUAGUGUUUCAGAGAAUAUGCCAAUGGGUACUUUUGUUGGGAAGCUAACGGCGGUAGAUCGAGAUAUCGGACACAACGCUGAGCUAAUUUUCGCAUUGCCUAAUGAGUCUCUGGACUUCACCAUAGAUUCGCGAAGCGGCUUUAUCAAAACGUUACGACCCUUCGAUCGAGAAGCUUUAUUGCGCGGACAACGCGGACCAGAAAACAGGGCUGGCAGUGUCGAUGAAGAUAACGGUAACAAUUAUCUGAUGUUAGAGGUCGUCGUCUCGGAUAAUGGAUCACCGCCCCUACAUGAUCAUGCAAACAUAAAAGUAAUUGUGAGCGACGUCAACGAUAAUGCCCCACAGUUUUUGCGUGAACCUUAUCACGUAACUAUUUCAGAAGGCGCGACUGUGGGCACACAUAUUAUGUACCUAUUUACUCAAGAUGAUGAUGAGGGCCUCAACGGAGAUGUUUUCUUUAUGCUAAUAGGAGGUAAUGAGUCGGGCCAGUUCAGCUUGGAUAGCGCAACGGGUCAGCUGACACUGGCGCGAUCAUUGGACCGAGAGUUGAAUCCUUCCCACAAACUCUUAGUAGAAGCACGCGAUGCAGCGGUAAUCCAUCCGCUUAGUUCUAACACGACUGUUUUCAUAAAUGUUUUAGAUGACAAUGAUAAUGCUCCAGAGUUUACCCAGUUUAUUAGUGAAAUAUCUGUAUUGGAAACUACACCCCAAGGUUCAAAGCUGAUGUAUUUUACUGCAAGUGAUAUGGACCAGGGCAUAAACAGCCAAGUAAUUUAUAGUAUUACUGCAGGAAACCGCAAGGACACAUUUCAUAUAGACAGACUAAGCGGAAGUUUAUAUCUUCACAAGCCUCUGGACUAUGAGGAAAAUUCCGUUUAUGCAUUAAACAUAACAGCAUCAGAUUGUGGUGUACCAACACUCUCCACGACGAUCAUCUUUACGAUACAAGUAGUUGAUGAGAACGAUAACGCGCCAGAAUUCACAAACACUGCCAUUGUAAGACAGAUCCAAGAGGGAAUUCCAGUAAAAACGCCAAUAGUUACGGUGAUCGCAGAUGAUCCUGACUCGGGAUUGAACGGUAAAGUCACUUACGCUAUCAGCAGGCAAGAGCCGGAACCACCCGGAGGCCGCCAUUUUGGCAUCAAUACUCAAACCGGAGUCAUACACACACUGCGUGAAAUCGACCGUGAGUCGAUUGAUACCUUUCGACUGACUGUGGUAGCUACGGACCAAGCACAGCCACCAGAUUCACAACUGUCCACAGAAAAGCUUGUCACGGUUAUUGUAGAAGAUAUCAAUGAUAAUCCACCAAUUUUUGUAUCAAUGAAUGCAGCUAUUAUGCCUGCUGAUGGAAAGUUGUUGAGAUAUGGUAGUGGAGCAUAUGUUAUGCAAGUGCAAGCCCGGGAUGCGGAUUCUUCAAGCAACGGUCUGGUUACAUAUGAAAUUGUGAACAGUCAACAGGAUAUUUUUCGCUUACAGCGAAAUACAGGAAUAAUCACAUUAAAUAAUAACGCUGUAAGCAAACCCGAGCUUAGCUACCAAUUAGCUAUAAAAGCCACCGACGAAGCGGUUCAAAGCGAACGCAAGAGCACUGAGACUUACAUAACUAUUAUAACAUUGGGUGGCAAGGAGCCCGAUAUACCGACUUUUGAACAGAACUCACUCUUUGGUUCCGUUUACGAGAACGAACCAAUUGGGACGAGUAUUUUGACGGUAAACGCCCACCUUUAUGAAUACCAGAUUGAGUAUUUUGUGACAAAUGUCACUGCGAUAGGCAAAAAGCCAGAAAGUAAAGCUUCACAAGUAGAUCGCUUAUUCGAUAUUGACACUAAAUUGGGCAUUUUAUCAACUGCGGCUGAACUGGACCGUGAAGCUGGAUUUGAUACUUAUGAGGUAGAAGUUCACGCCAUCGCGGUUGGUGGUCGACCUCGAUCUGCAAAAACUUCGAUUAUUGUAUCUCUGCUGGAUAGGAAUGAUAGCCCACCGACCAUUCUAAAUAUGCCAUUGAUUUAUAAUGUAAGCGAGGAACUCGAUAUUGGAGGUACUAUUGCGACAAUAUCUGCAUAUGAUCCCGAUUCAAUUGGAAAUAUUUCGUACGCCAUUAUGGAUGGACAUGAUGAAAAGUUUGCGUUAGAGCCCAGAACUGGUACGUUUCUUCUCAAGGAUGGAUUAGAUCGUGAAACCAAAAGUAGAUACAAUAUACGCAUAAGAGUCAGCGAUGGAGUUCAAUUUACGCAAGCCCAUAUAAUAAUUGAUGUUACCGACAUCAACGACAAUCCACCUUUAUUUUCGGAUUCAGUUUACUCAUUUGAUAUACCAGAGAAUGCGGAACGCGGUUAUCAGGUCGGGCGAAUUGAGGCCAGCGAUAACGAUUUGGGUGCAAAUGCACAGUUGUCCUACACAGUUAUAUCCGAUUGGGCAAAUGAUGUUUUCAGCUUAAACCCCCAAACAGGGGUAUUUACGUUAACGGCGCUUUUGGACUACGAAGAGGUGCAACAUUACAUAUUAAUAGUUCAAGCUCAGGACAACGGAAUACCUAGUUUGUCAACCACCAUUACGGUGUAUUGCAACGUCCUUGACUUAAAUGACAAUGCCCCCAUAUUCGAUCCGAUGAGCUACUCCAGUGAAAUAUUUGAAAAUGUCCCUAUUGGAAUAACAGUGGUAAAUGUGUCGGCAAAAGAUAUUGAUUCUGGAAACAAUGGCCUCAUUGAAUAUAGCAUAACCGAUGGUGACGAGUCAAACGAUUUUGAAAUUAUGAGCAAUGGGACAAUUCGUACCCGUCGUAAAAUUGAUAGAGAACGUCGAAGCUCUUAUACAUUGACAAUCACCGCUCGGGAUUGUGCUAAUGACGAAGCAGCCUUUAAAGGAUUAGAAGAGGCGCGGUUGAAAUUAAAAUAUCGCAUACCCCGUAAAAUACAGGAACAACCAUCUCAACUCAUGGUUCAUCAAAAACAGCAGCGACUCUCAGCGACGGUACAGGUAACAAUCCUUAUUAAAGAUAUAAAUGAUGAACCGCCAGUAUUUAUUUCUGCGAACGAGACGAAAAUAAUGGAAAAUGUGGCCAUCAAUACAAUUGUCAUGUCUGUUAAAGCUGUAGAUCCUGAUGAGGGGCGCAACGGGUAUAUCGACUAUAUCCUUGUUGAACCUUCUGCCUUACUUACCGAUGUGGAAUCACUGCCCUUUACUCUUAAUCCAACCGAUGGCCUAUUACGCGUCGUUGAUACAUUAGAUCGCGAACUGUGUUCAUCUUAUACCUUGAACAUAUUAGCACGGGAUCGUGGAGAGCCCCCACAAUCUACACAACAGCAGUUGCUAAUAAAAAUCCUCGACGACAAUGACAAUAGUCCAGUGUUCGAUCCAAAGCAAUACUCCGCCUCAGUGGCGGAAAACGCAAGUAUAGGUGCUAUGGUUCUGCAAGUGUCCGCCACGGAUGUAGAUGAAGGCGUUAAUGGACAAGUGCGCUACACAAUAUCGGCUGGUGAUGAAAAUCAUGACUUUAGCAUCAGCGAAGACACAGGCGUCAUUCGUGUUGCAAAAAAUUUGAACUAUGAACGCACUUCGCGCUACAUCCUGACGGUUGAAGCGGCAGAUUGCGCAAUAGAGAAUGAUUAUUUAAGUCUAGCUACCGACCAACGGAUACUGAGCCAUGUCGCACAUGAAGCUCGUAUCGACACUGCAGAGGUGAGCAUUUCAAUCACCGACAUCAAUGACAAUUCGCCGACUUUCUUGAAUUCGCCGUAUAUCGCGUACGUUAUGGAAAAUACUAUACCACCCAAUGGAGGGUAUGUCCUUACUGUCGACGCCUAUGACGCCGACACACCGCCUUUAAACUCACAAGUGCGCUAUUUUCUCAAAGAAGGCGAUGCUGAUUUAUUUCAAAUCAAUGCAUCGACGGGAAACAUAUCAUUACUUAAGCCACUAGAUCGGGAGCUACAGAGUGAAUACAUUCUGACAUUAGUAGCUAUGGACACAGGCUCACCUCCUCUAACUGGUACCGGAAAUGUACGUGUCAAGGUGCAGGACAUAAAUGAUCACAGUCCAACUUUCGAGCGUCAAUCCUAUUAUUCCAGUAUUCAGGAGAAUCUUCCUAUAGGCACGCAUGUGUUGCAACCAAUAGCCACUGACAGAGAUGAUGGUAUAAACGCCAAAAUACGUUUCAGUUUAUUGGGCGAGCACAUGGAAAAGUUUCAAAUUGAUUCCGAGACAUGCGAAAUCACCACAGCUUCCAUACUGGACCGCGAGAAAACUGCCGUGUAUCAUCUUACGCUCAUGGCUCAAGAUAGCUCAGUUAUUGAUCCACGUGCAACGUCUGUAAACCUUACCAUAACCGUAACGGAUAUCAACGAUAAUGCUCCCAAAUUUACCUCAGACCAUUUUGAUGUUGUUGUACCAGAUAAAAUACACGUCGGAGAGUUUGUAUUUAGCGCGAAAGCGUUAGAUUUAGAUGAAGGUCCUAAUGGACAUGUUACGUAUAACAUUAGUGGGGAUGAUUACCAGUACUUUGCCAUAGAUGCUGUGACUGGCGUGCUAAAACUGAAGCUGCAACUUAAGCGGAAUGGGAAUAUCGAUUCCAAUAUUUACAAUAUCAAAAUUCACGCCACAGAUCACGGUGAGGUACCGCUAAAUUCCACAGCUGAGCUGACGGUCGUGCAGCGUCCCACGGAGUUCUUCCCAACAUUUUCAUAUAUUCCUAAUACACAACUUAUAUUGCCGGAGGAUGUGCUACCAACAAGCACGAUUGCGAAAUUGACGGCAAUUUCUCCCAAAAAAGGCGCCGCUGGCACUAUACGAUACGAAAUAUCGGGUGGGAAUAACGUUGGCGACAGUGUACGUGUAGAUGUUAAAAGUGGUGUUUUGACUGUCGGCGAAGACGGCCUAGACUACGAGCUAGCGUCCGAGCUUCAACUUUGGGUUCAAGCUUUUGAUUCCGACACACCAAGCCUUGGCAGCGUUGUCCUACUGACCAUAAAUGUAACCGAUACCAACGAUAAUGCACCGGUUAUGGAAAAACUUAUUUAUGCCGCCGAACUCUUAGAGGAGGAAACGCCACCACAGCAUGUAGUUACAAUUAAGGCGAUUGACAAAGACUCCGGUAAUAAUGGAGAGAUAAGCUUUCGAUUACAAAACGAUUAUGAUGGCACCUUUGAGAUUGAUGCGGACUCAGGUGAAAUUUACACCACUCUCCGCUUAGAUCGUGAGCAGAUGAGCAACUAUGCUCUUAUAGUGGAAGCAGUGGACCAGGGUUUGCCGCAAUUAACAGGCACAGCAAGUGUAUUACUACAAUUACUGGACAAAAACGAUAACCCCCCAAAAUUUUCACGAUUAUUUUCGCUUAAUGUUACUGAAAAUGUAGAAAUCGGAAGUUUUGUUAUAACUGUGACAUCCUCCGAUUUGGACUUGGGCCCAAAUGCUAAUGUUACGUACACAUUCAGUGAAAAUCCUGGCCACAAGUUCAAGAUUGAUCAAAUUAGUGGAAACAUUACUGUAGCCGCACUACUGGAUCGUGAGCUUCAGGACGAGUAUGUAUUGAAAGUGGUAGCUUCAGAUGGGGCUUGGCGCGCGGAAACACCAAUUACUAUAACUAUUCUCGAUCAAAAUGACAAUGCACCUGAAUUUGAGCACAGUUUUUACAGUUAUAAUUUUCCGGAGCUGCAACGUGCAGGAGCCAUUGUGGGCCAAAUUAUAGCAACAGAUCGCGACAAACAGGGACCCAACUCUGUUAUUUCAUAUGCUUUACACCAACCAUCGCAUGUGUUUAGUAUCGAUCCUGCUACUGGUGUACUGUACAGCAAGAAGAAAAUCAAGUAUCAGUAUUCGCAGUACGGUAGUUCACCAGAAAAUAUGUAUGCGCUAACAAUACUUGCCACAGAUAAUGGUAAGCCUCCGCUCAACUCGGAGUGCCUUGUUAAUAUAAACAUAGUUGAUGCCAACAACAAUCCACCUAAGUUCAAGCAACAGUACUACCUUUCACCGUUACCCGAAAAUUCGCGUCCUGGUCAGCUUAUUGUAUGCGUUAGCGCUGUGGACAACCAAGACGUUGGUGUCAAUGCCGAAGUUGACUAUUCCCUUGUCAGUGCCAACUUAAGUGCUUACUUCGUAAUUAGUAAACAAGAUGGCUGUAUAUCGUUAGCUAAGCACCUUGAUGUACCAGAAAAUAUGUAUUUUCUUCUUACAGUGACAGCCACAGAUCGUGGGGUGCCACCUCUGUCAGAUCAGACUAACGUCACUAUUAUUGUGACCGGGGAAAACCGGCACAUGCCUGUAUUUACUGCUCUCAGUUAUCAAGUAAUUGUUCCGGAAAAUGAACCCAUUGGUUCGACCAUACUCACCGUAAGUGCUACAGAUAACGACGAUAAAAAUGGACCCAACGGUAUGCUGCAGUAUUUCAUCUCAAGCGGCAAUGAGCGAAAAGAAUUUGAAGUUGAUGAGCACACAGGAGCUAUAACUUUACUGCAAUCAUUGGACUUUGAUGUCAUACAAGAAUAUCAUUUGAAUAUAACAGCUAAAGACUUGGGCUUUAGGCCAAAAAAAGCAGUGGCUUUACUCACCAUUAUUUUAACUGAUGUCAACGAUAAUCCACCAGAGUUUAGUGAGUCAGAGUACCACUCAUAUAUAGAGGAGAACAAGCCAGAGUCUACAUUUGUCUUCCACGCACACGCAACCGAUAAGGAUUCGCCAAAAAAUGCCAUCAUAUAUUAUAGCCUCAGCAGCGGACCUGAUCGAAACUAUUUUACCAUAAAUGCUACCACUGGUGUCGUUUCAUCCGCAACAAGUUUUGACUAUGAAUCUCGUCGUCGCACUUAUAUGCUGCAAAUAAAGGCAUCAAAUCCCGAUUCAGUUAUGGAAAACUAUGCCACCCUUUUUGUACACGUUACAGGUGUAAAUGAGUACUACCCACAAUUUGUCCAGCCCGUCUUUCAUUUUGACGUAUCGGAAUCUUCAGCUAUCGGCUCUUCAGUUGGAGCGGUGCAAGCCACAGAUAAGGACGCUGGCGAGGAUGGUCAUGUCUAUUAUCUGCUGGUGGGGUCCAGCAACGAUAAAGGCUUUAGCAUUAACACGCAUACGGGAGUUCUUUUCGUUUCCCGCCAAUUAGAUCGAGAAAUGCAAAGUCGUGUUGUAUUAACAGUCAUGGCUAAAAAUUACGGAAGCAUACGUGGUAAUGACACAGAUGAGGCUCAGAUAAUUAUCUCUAUUCAGGACGGCAAUGACCCACCAGAAUUUAUAAAGCACUAUUACACUGCUAAAAUAUCUGAAGAUGCACCUAUUGGCACGAGAGUAACCAAAGUGAAGGCAGUUGACAAGGACACACGCCCGCAAAAUAGUCAGUUUAGCUAUUCCAUAAUUGAUGGUAAUCCAAUGCACAGCUUUAAGAUAGACUCACAGACAGGCGAAAUUCAAACCAAUCGCCGUUUAGACCGUGAGGAUAUAUCGCAUUACAAUUUGAUUAUAGGUGCCAUCGAUACCGGAUUGCCUAAACAAACUGGAAGCACCACAGUGCGCAUAGAUCUGGAGGAUGUUAACGACAAUGGACCUACCUUUGCUGCAGGAGGCUUAUUAGGAUACGUAAUGGAGAAUGAGCUGCCGGGCACACUUAUUAUGACGUUAUCGGCUAGCGAUCCAGAUUUGGCCCCAAAUGGUGGACCGUUUAUUUACAAAUUGGUGGGCGGCAAGCAUAAGUCUUGGUUGAAUAUCAACGAACAAACGGGGGUGGUUAAAUCAACUGUUACCUUUGACCGUGAGGUGACACAAACAUUGGAAGCCAUUAUUGAGGUGGAGGACAAUGGAAAACCACCCCAACGAACGCAGCAUACACUGACUAUUAAUAUAUUGGACCAGAAUGAUAAUCCUUCUACGCCACGAACAGUUCAGGUGGCUGUAAGCGUUUUCAACGGAGAGCUACCUCCAAAUACAAAAGUCGCCGAUGUGCAUCCUAACGAUAUUGAUACGGCUGCCACGUAUCGCUGCCACAUCCAGGAAAGCAUCGGAAAUGAUCAUUUAACUAUACCAAAUGGUUGUGAUUUAUACACCACCGCCCAAACUAUAAGUACGGCAACUUAUAUAUACAAUAUCCAAGGUAACGACGGCAAGCAUAGUGAUGUCAGUUCCAAGGUAACCGUAAAUUUUUACGCUUUUGAUAACAAUACUCUGGCAAACACAGUGGUACUGCUGGUGAAAAAUGUGACGGCGCAGCAGUUUCUUACCCAGUUUCAUCGAUCAAUCAUAGAGUUGAUAAAUUUGCGUUAUGGAUCCGAUAGCAAGUUAUCCAUUUACGGUCUGAUCGAUAUUACCUCGAACGGUACUGGAGUUGAGGUACUACUUGCUAUACGAAUGGCUAAUGGAACUUAUCAUCACCCACGCUUCAUAAUUGGUUACCUGGAAGAAAAGCAUUCUGCUCUCGUUAGAUUGAUGCAAACGGAAGUGAUUGUUGGUUACGAACCGUGCUCCGUUUCGAAUGUUUGUACUAAUGGAGGCGUAUGUAGCUCCUCUAUACGGGUUUUUGACUUGCAAAGGCUUAGUAUCGUCGACAGUCCUUCUUUUGUGUUAAGUAAUCCACAGCUUGCUCAUGACUACAGUUGCCAGUGCGCCGUUGGAUUUGCCGGAGAGCAGUGCACCAGGCGCCAAGACCCUUGUAACCCAAAUCCUUGUCUGGCACAAGCGAAAUGCCAUCGUAUUGGUUAUGACUAUCAGUGUAUAUGUCCGAACAAUCUGGAAGGCAAGCAGUGCCAACGGGAACGCGGCGACAUCUGCUUGACCAAGCCUUGCCGCAACGGUGGUAGCUGCCAAAUCAGUUCAGACGGAAAAUCCUUUAUUUGCCUCUGCCGUCCUGGCUAUCGUGGAAGUCUCUGUGAGAGUAUUUCCGACUCCUGUCGCCCAAAUCCAUGCUUUCAUGGCGGCCAGUGCGUUAGCUUAAAACCAGGGUUUAAAUGCACUUGUACGGCGAAUCGCUAUGGACGCCAUUGCGAACGGUUUAGCUACGGUUUUGAACCUCUGUCGUACAUGACAUUCCCCGCUUUGGAUCCAACCACCAACGACAUUUCAAUUGUGUUUGCGACAAGCAAGCCUAACGCACUACUGCUAUAUAAUUACGGUAUUCAAAACGGUGGGCGCUCUGACUUCUUAGCCAUUGAAUUGGUGCGCGGGCAAGCAUACUUCUCUUCAGGUGGUAUACGGACAUCCAUUACCACAGUUGCCGUCAGCAACAAUGUAACUGACGGUAAUUGGCAUAAAGUUACCGCUACACGUAAUGGACGAGUGAUGUCGCUUAGCGUUGCCCAUUGUACGGACUCCGGUGAUGUGUGCGCUGAGUGCAAUCCUGGCGAUGGGACCUGUUUCGCAGAUGUGGUAGGACCCGUUGGAACGUUGAACUUCAAUAAACAGCCCCUAUUAAUUGGCGGCCUUGCAUCAGUGGAUACAGUUUUGCAGCGCCAUGGUCAAAUACACAGCGACGACUUUGUUGGGUGUAUUCACAGCAUCUCUAUAAAUGGGCGUAACUUAAAUCUUAGCACACCACUGCAGCAGCACAGAGUUGUACCUGGUUGUCAUCGCCAGAAGGGUCUGUGUGAGUCAUCGAUCGCUGCCGAACGGUGUGGCAGAUACGCCGUGGGUCAGUGCAGCGAUCGCUGGUCUACCUUAUUAUGUCAAUGCGGAGGAUAUUUGCAUUCGCCUGACUGUGGGGAUUCGCUACAGCCAAUUACACUCACCGAUGGAGCAUAUAUUGAAUUCAAUAUAUCCGAGCAACAUCGCCGCAUACAAUUGCUGCACAAUUUAUACGAAGGCGACGGAGCCGUAUUAUCACAUAGCUUUCGAAAGCGCCGUUACACUCCUGCCAACAAUAUAAGCACCAGUUUUCAAAUUGACGAAUUACCAAAAAUGAUGGGCCUUCUUUUUCGCACCUACAAGACAGAGGGGUUAAUCCUGUAUGCGGCGACCAAUCAAAUGUUUACAUCGCUGUCUCUACAUGGAGGAAAGCUUGUGUACUAUUCCAAGCAAGAGUUAAUUGUUAACAUGACCUUACAAACGGCGAUUAACCUAUACGAUGGGAAGUGGCACAAUGUUAGCUUGCUUGCGGAAAGCCAUACACUUCGCUUAUAUAUCGAUGGGCUCCAAGUUGGCGAUGAUCUCGACUUUUCUGGAGUACAUGACUUUUUCGAUCCAUAUCUUACCAUGCUAACCAUAGGAGGUGUUCCUAAGGAUAUCUUGCAGGUGGAUACUUUUGUAGGAUGUAUCGCCAACUUUAGUAUCAACAGUGAUGUGCAGCCCCUAAAUGGUUUUGGUAAUAUAUUCCCCGAAAUAACACACCAUGGAAAUGUAGAGACGGGAUGCAGAAGCGAUGUCGGCAUUGAUGCCGCGCAGAUUGCCGACCCACUGAGCAUUGGUAUUACACUGGUCAUUGUGUUUUUCGUGAUAUUAGUAGUAGCCAUCUUUGGCUCGUAUAUCAUUUAUCGAUUCCGGGGCAAGCAGGAAAAAAUUGGGAGCCUUAGCUGUGGCGUGCCAGGAUUCAAGAUAAACCAUAGUGGAGGUGUGCUUAGCAGCUCGGCCAAUGUUUCACAGAGCCCAUCGGACCAUGGACUAACGCGCGGCAUACACCCGAAUGAGACUGAUGGAACCGAACUUGUACGCCAGCCAGCACACCAACUGGUGGGGCCAGAGUUGAUCACAAAAAAAUUUAAAGACCGGAGCGAGUUACCUUUAGCUGCGGAAAACUCACAAUCUCAGCAUCGUCCACAGCGUCCAGAUAUCAUCGAACGUGAAGUGGUCAAUAAAAACCCUCCAAUAAGAGAAGAACACCAUUUAUCCUUAGCGGCACCAUCCACUCAAGUGCUGCAUCCACUAGAGCAUGUCAACUUAGACCUUAGCUCCGACUAUCCAGAGCAUUACGAUUUGGAGAACGCCAGCUCUAUUGCUCCGUCUGACAUUGACAUCGUAUACCACUACAAGGGUUACAGAGCCAGAGGAGAAGCGGGCGGUAUACGGAAAUACAAAACUACCUCAUCCCCGGUAACUGCAUAUAUGCAUCAUAAACAUCAGCGCCCUGCGGGUCAGCAGCAACAUAGGCACUCACCGCGUCACGUCGUUAAUGCGCCGUUUGUAUCUCGCGUUCCAACUCAAGGCGGGCAACCGCCACCUCCCCCGGGAAGUGCCUCGCGGACCCACCAAAGCACACCGCUUGCGCGUCUUUCACCUAGUUCCGAGCUUAGCUCUCAACAGCCACGCAUACUUACGUUACAUGACAUAUCGGGUAAGCCACUGCAGAGCGCUCUUUUGGCUACCACCUCCAGCUCUGGCGGUAAAGACGCGCUUCACAGCAAUAGCGAGCGCAGUCUCAAUAGCCCCGUAAUGUCCCAACUCUCUGGUCAGAGUUCUAGUGCUAGUCACCAGAAAUCUGUUGCGGCGCAACAGCCCCCACCAUCACAAACAACAAUGGGUUUAACAGCAGAAGAAAUAGAGCGGCUCAAUACGCGACCCCGCACAUCCAGCUUGGUUUCAACGCUGGAUGCCGUAUCCUUAAGCAGCGAAGCACCACGUGUGUCGAAUGGAGCUCUUCAUUUAUCCUUGGGGAGCGGCCUACACAGUACUGAUGUGGACGCACACAGCUCUAGCUCCACUGAUGAGAGUGGAAAUGAUAGCUUUACUUGCUCUGAGAUUGAAUACGAUAACAACAGCUUAAGUGGAGACGGUAAGUACUCCACAAGCAAGAGCAUCCUGGAUGGUUGCAGCCCAGCAGGACGUGCUAUGCCGAACGAUCCGGCACGCAACUCCAAUGUUGGGAAAACACCACCCGCACCACCACACUCCUAUGAUGGAUUUGAUUCGUCGUUUCGAGGCUCUCUAAGCACCCUCGUAGCCAGUGAUGACGAGUUGGCAAAUCAUUUGAACGGCAUAUACCGCAAGGCCAAUGUGGCAGCUUCACCGCCAGAAACCAAUUUGGGGUGGGAAUAUUUUAUUAAUUGGGGGCCUAGUUAUGAAAAUUUAAUGGGUGUUUUUAAAGAUAUAACAGAGCUUUCUGAAACAGCUAGCCAGCAGCAGCAACAAACACCAUCUACAAUUCGACCACCUAACGCGCAAAAAACACCAGAAGAAUAUGUGUGAAAAAGUUGCUGGUAUAUUUAAUUCUACUUUAGUGUUAACCGCGCCAUUUAAUUAAUCAAUUUACUGUAAAAACUUAGCAUAUAUGCUUGACAUAUUUAUAUAAAUUUUCCAAUUGGUUACUACGUCACAAUACUCUACUUUUACCGCCUUGUAUCAAGGCUGUGCAUUCUUUAUUGUUAUCAUUAUACUGUGAAACCUCUAUCUAAAAACCUGUUUACUAAAUACCUUUAA
Scaptodrosophila lebanonensis is the source of this 15792-nucleotide messenger RNA. RefSeq names its product cadherin-related tumor suppressor (gene ft). The transcript is spliced from 9 exons. The record is from RefSeq and is a predicted model, not a curated record. The coding region runs from base 1 to 15561 and encodes 5186 amino acids. NCBI's taxonomy places the organism in Eukaryota, Metazoa, Arthropoda, Insecta, Diptera, Drosophilidae. Gene Ontology annotation, biological process: homophilic cell-cell adhesion. Gene Ontology annotation, molecular function: calcium ion binding. Gene Ontology annotation, cellular component: plasma membrane.